AUGGCGGCCCAGACACCAGUACCUGGUUGGCCUCGACAUCCAGGGGUGGGGUUUGUUUAUAUCUGUAAAUCGUGUGAAGACCAGUUACUUUGUAUGGAGUGUGUUACAGACAGUCACAACGGACACAUGCUGGGUAAUCUUACUGAUUACGUUGCGGGUCAGACACUGGACAUACAGCAGUUUGCCGACAAGCUCUCUAAAACCGAUAUUCCCAAAACUGAGGGAGAUAUAACAGAAAGUGAAAAGCAGACCAAGACACACGGUGGACGAUAUCAGAAGAUGAUUGAGGAUAUCAAACGUCAGGGAAAACAGAUGAAAGACGACAUCGACAGUGGUAUAGACUUGCUAGUUAGGAUGUGUCCCGAGCUAGAGGAACGCAAUGCGCGUAUUUCCGAGAAGAACAAAUCUACUUUAACUAAAUACCUUAGGGAAGACUUGAAGCCAAAACUGGACAGAUGCCAAGAAGUACUGACAUCCGGUACAACUGUUGACGUCACUACAUUAGCGCGGGAAAUUAGAAACGGUGUCUCCACUGCCCCACCAUCUCUCAGUGAUUUGCAGAACAUGGAAUACCAACCCGGGACAAUCUCCAUCGAACUCAUAGAACGCAUGCUUGGCAAGCUACUAGUCGAUGGAGCAGAUGAGUCGUACAAACCGAUUUCGAAAAGUGUGGUUUUGAACAAGUUCCAGACGUCGUUUCCUUAUAAUAUCUGCCAAACAUGUCUUACUGGUGACGAGGGGUGGUUAUCGUACUGGGACAGUGAUACCAUAUAUCGAGUGGAUAUGAAAAGCAAUGUCAAUGAGAGGAAAGAGUGUCGGGUCAACGUCCGAUCGAUCUCCGUAUCUCCAACGUCUGGGAGUGUGUGGCUCUGUGUUGAGGAUGACAGAAGUAUCCGGGAAAUCAUGACGGGUGGUGAAAUUGUUACAUGCUUUAACGUAGACAGCUCACAAUGUUCUUUGUGUAUCACUAGUGACCAAAAGGUAGUGGUGGGGAUGUUGGGAGAAAUACAACUGUACACUACAGACGGACGGGCGGUAUCGGCAGGAGCGGGAAGUCCCUGUAGACAGGUGGCAGUAUUUCCUCAUCACAUGAGGUCAUGUACACUGACCGGGGAUGUAGCUGCUGUUGAUGGUGAUGGUGUAUCGUUUGAUGACUACACGGCUGGUAAGGCAACAGUCAAGCAACCGCGCGUGAUUGUGAUGGAUAAACACCUAAACCUGAAGUUUUACUGUAACGACAUUGGUACGAGGAAAACACGCGAAAGUGACACUCCGUCUACAAAGUUUUACCCGUACGAUGUUUGUUUUGAUGGAGCUGGUGAGGUCCUUGUAACGGAGUAUGUCACCAAGUCAGUACUACUGAUUGACAGGAAUACUGGACACUACAUGAGGACUGUUUAUACAUCUGAUGGAGUUAUACCUUGGUGUAUCUGUCUACGUGAUGGUGGCAACCUCUGGGUCGGACACGAAGAUAGAACAACAAAGGUUAUCCAAUAUAAAUAG
This is a messenger RNA of Mizuhopecten yessoensis (Yesso scallop), 1503 nucleotides long. RefSeq lists its product as uncharacterized. The record is from RefSeq and is a predicted model, not a curated record. The coding region runs from base 1 to 1503 and encodes 500 amino acids. The transcript has a single exon. NCBI's taxonomy places the organism in Eukaryota, Metazoa, Mollusca, Bivalvia, Pectinida, Pectinidae.